AUGGAAAUUCAAUAUUUAUUAGCUUCAAUAUUUUUAGUUGUGGGUAUCCUAAUAUACUCAUUGAAGUCAAAAUUUGAAAAGUCAAGAUAAAACUAAAAACCUUAAGAAGAUAAAAUAGACCUAGGAAAAAAGAUAAAUGGUUAAGAAAAAUUAAUUCCAAUCUCUAUAUAUUUUGGAACACAAUAAGGCACUGCAGCUCGAUUUGCCAAAUAAUUAUCUGAAGAAGGAAAAGAACAUGGAUUUUUGACAACAGAAGUAGAUCUUAAUGAAGUUGAAUUUGAUAAAGAGAUGAAAAAGGGAGAAUUUGGAAUUUUUUGCAUGGCUACUCAUGGGGAGGGUGACCCUACAGAUAAUGCAAAAAAAUUUAUAAGUUGGUUAUAAGAGCCUUAACUAUCUUUAAAAGAUUUUAAUUUUACUGUUUUUGGACUUGGUAAUAGGCAAUAUGAACAUUAUAAUAAAAUUGGAAAACUUACAAACAAUCUUCUUGAAAAGUAAAAUGCUAUUCGAUGUUACAAGUAUGGGGAAGGAGAUGCCAAUAGUACAUUAGAAGAUGACUUCAUAGAUUGGAAAAAAGACUUAUGGAAUGUUUUAAAGGGUCUGAUUCAUCCAACACCCUAAGGUAAAUAAAAAUAAUUCAAAUAUAGGUUCAACAUUUAAACUUGUAAAAAGUAAUAAAGAAGAAAUCAAUUUUGAUUAAACUCCUUAAGGGUAAUUUGAUUUUUAAACUAAAUAGUUUUUAAAAGCAAAAUGUAAAUUAUUUUAUUAAUUUAAGAUUGCCAAGUUGUAUCAAUAACUUAAUUAAGAUAAAAUCAAUAAGAUGGUUCAACACUAUAAAUAAUUUUUGAUACAGGUAGAGAAGGAAUAGAAUAUAAAACAGCUAUGAAUUUAGGAGUUUAUCCUGAAAAUAAUGAUGAAUAAAUUCUGGAAAUUGCUAAUUAUUUAGGUGAAAAUCUCAACACAAUCUAUACAUUGGAAUAAUUAGAAGAGACUAAAAAAGCAAAAAUGCCAUUUCCUUCUCCUUUAAGUGUUAAAAAGAUUUUGAAGCACUUUUUAGAUUUUAAUGGAUAAUUAAUGAAAAAUACAUUAACAAAGUUGGCUAAGAUUUCAAGUGAAGAUGAAAAAGUAAGGAACUAUUUACUUCAUUUAACAACAGAAGAGGGAAAAAAAGAAUUUUAGUAAAUGGUUGAUGAGUAAAAAACAACAAUUUUUCAAUUAAUUUAAAGAAACAAUAUCAAAUUAAAUUUAGCAUAAUUUAUUGAAUUAUGUCCAAGAAUAAGCCCCAGAUUAUUUACUAUUGCAUCAUCAAAUAUAAAAAGCCCUCAACAAUUAGAAAUUGCUGAUAGUUUAUUAAUUGAUGAUUUAUCAGAUGGUACUUAAAAAAUAGGUUUAUGUUCUUAAUAUUUCUUAAACAUACAAUAAAGACUCUUGCAAGGGGUAAUAUUUAUAGUUAUGUUAGGAAAGUGUGAAAGUUAGAGUUGAUUUUAGAGAAUCAAACUUUAAAUUACCAGAUGAUCCAAAUAAAUCCAUAAUUAUGAUUGGACCAGGGACUGGAAUAGCUCCUUUUAUUGGAUUUUUAUAAGAGAGAGAAAUCUUUUUAUAAAACCAAGCUCAAAAAUAAAAUGAAUAUAUUCUGUAUUUUGGAUGUAAACAUGAAAACGGAGAUUUCAUUUAUAAAGAUUAACUUAGAGAAUUUUAAAGAAGAAAAAUUAUUGAUAAAUUUUAUACAGCAUUCUCAAGAGAUUAAGAAAAGAAGAUUUAUGUAUAAGAUUUGCUUAAGCAUAAUUCUGAAGAACUAUUUAAUUUAAUAAUAAAUGAUAAGGUAGUCAUUUAUAUAUGUGGGUAAGUUUUAUAAUUAAUUUAGAUCAACAAACAUGGGAAAUUCAGUUUAACACCUGAUUAAAGAGAUAUUAAUAAAAUAUAGCAAUUGGUCAGAGCAUGAAGCUGAAGAAAGAAUAGAAAAUAUGUAGAAAUAAAAAUUUUUAAUCAAAGAAUUAUGGUGA
This is a messenger RNA of Paramecium pentaurelia, 2000 nucleotides long. NCBI's taxonomy places the organism in Eukaryota, Ciliophora, Oligohymenophorea, Peniculida, Parameciidae. The record is from the annotation of a GenBank genome assembly.